Limulus polyphemus (Atlantic horseshoe crab) is the source of this 1116-nucleotide messenger RNA. RefSeq lists its product as uncharacterized. Bases 143 to 622 code for a protein of 159 amino acids. The record is from RefSeq and is a predicted model, not a curated record. The transcript has 4 exons. NCBI's taxonomy places the organism in Eukaryota, Metazoa, Arthropoda, Merostomata, Xiphosura, Limulidae.
ACUAGAGCUGUAGAAGAUAUUGAGUAGAUGUGAAUCGUUUGUAAGCCGUGCAGUAUCAGCUUAGCAGUUGUCGCUUAAUGACCAGUGUACGGCAGCUGGAUUAAUGGGGAAUUUGACAUUUUAAUAACAACUCAGGUUGACAAUGUAUGGAACAAUUUACACAGCUUUGGGAUUUAUGCUUAUAUUUGCUGUGUCAGCAAUUCACAUCGUCUCAUUGCAUUUUCCGGACAAAGUGAAGUCUGGACAAGAGCUUCAGCUGAGGUGUGACUACAAUUUAGACGGUGAGAAUCUUUACUCUGUCAAGUGGUACCGAGAUGACAUGGAGUUCUUCCGCUACGUGCCCAUGGACAACCCUGUGAAACAGAUAUUCUCUUUAGAUGGUAUUGAGGUUGAUAUAGAAAGAUCCAACAAGGACAUCGUGGUUCUCACCAAAGUGACUCCAACUACUGAAGGGAUAUUUCGUUGUGAAGUAUCUGCUGACGCUCCUUCCUUUCAAACAGUUUCUGCUGAGAAAGUGAUGACAAUUCAGGUAAAUUCUGCAUCCAUGAUGAAAAAAACGGAUUCUACAGGAGCAGCACUAGUUGUGUUUUUCCUAUGGAGAAAGUUGUUGGAAAUCUGCUAAAAGCAGCUGAACGGAGAAAACUAAAAGUAUGUGCGUUUGUGUGAGACUAUAGAGAAAUGAAGAAGAUCGAAGAAUGCAGCAGCUUUCCUGUCGUUUGGAAAGAAAUAAAACAUGAUCACCCUGCUGUUGAUGUGAAAUACAUGUCUAAAUGUUACUUAUGAAGAGUGUUAAACUAGGAAACAUUCUACACAAAAAAUUUAUUAUAUCUUUCAUAUUUUGAUGUAUAUUAUACACAAUAUCUAAGCCUAUUAAGCGUUAUUCCUCGUGUAUACACAUAAACAAAUUCUCACUAAUCUUGUUUUAAGUUUAAGCUUGACAGUAUAAGAUUGUGAUUCUUGAUCCUUGUUUAAAUAAUCGUCCAUUGUUUUUUUAAAUGCUCUAAUAUUUCCAAGUAUAUUGGCAUGAAUUCUUCUUGAAUAAUUUCUUGAUUUAUGACAAAAAAUACGAAAGAUGUAAGAAUAUAAAUGAAUAAUACAUAAGAUAUACAAUUGAAA